AUGAGGGUGGCUGUGGGCAUGCUCUGGCUCCUGGCCCUUGGGGGACACCCCCAGGCCCAGAGCUCUUGCCCCUCACAGUGCAACUGCAGACUUCAUAUGCUGGGUGAUGGCAGCAGGACCAGGACCGUGGUGUGCGAUGACCCCAACAUGACACUGCUCCCAGCCGCCAUCCCUCCAGACACCUACCAACUGCGCCUGGAGCGCACAGCCAUCGGCACAGUGCCUGCCGGGGCCUUCAGGCUGCUGGGCCGUCUGGAACAAUUGUGGCUGUCCUACAACGCCCUCAGUGACCUCAGCGCUCUCAUGCUGCGAGGCUUGCAGCACCUGCGUGAACUGCGGCUGCCCGGGAACCGCCUGGUCUCCUUCCCCUGGGUGGCGCUCAGGGAUGUCCCUCAACUGCAGCGGCUGGACCUGCAGGCUAACCGCCUCUCUGCCAUUCCGACGGAGGCUGCGCACUUUGUGAGGAACCUAACCUUUCUGGACCUCUCCAGCAACCAGCUGAUGAGGCUCCCCCAGGAGCUGCUAAUUACCUGGGCCCACUUGCAGAUGGGGCCCUUUCUACCUGGCUACCAUGCUAAGCUGAUCCUAGGGCUUCAGGACAACCCCUGGGUGUGUGACUGCCGGCUCUAUGACCUGGUCCACUUCAUGGAUGGGUGGGCCCCACACUUAGCCUUCAUCGAAGUCAGGCUGUGGUGUGCCAGCCCACGCAGCCUGGCUGGGGUGGCCUUCAACCAGCUGGAACUAAGGAGGUGCCGGGGUCCGGAGCUCCACCCGAGUGUGGCCAGCCUCACAUCCCCUGUGGGCAGCACAGCACUGCUACGUUGUGGAGCCACUGGGAUCCCUGGGCCUGAGAUGAGUUGGAGAAGGGCCGACGGGCACCCACUCAAUGGCACAGUGCACCAGAAGGUCUCCCGGGAUGGCAUGACCUGGGCUCUGCUGGAUCUUCCAAAAGUGUCCCACCAAGACUCUGGAGACUACAUCUGCCUGGCCAAGAACUUCCUGGGCACCUCCAAGAUGCACAUAUCCCUGACUGUCACUGAGGCCCAGGCUUUCACAGAGCAGAGUGGGGGCCCUGAGGCGCUGCAGGCAAGGACAGGUGAAGGGGCGGAAGCUGCUGCUUACAAGGACAAGCCAGCGACCAGACGCAUUCUCCAUGCCCCCAAACCUCCUGUCCUGGCCCCCUGGACUUUUGCGCCCAACACGGAGGAGGAGCGAACCCGCAGGUACUUGGCGAUGGGCAUCCCCAGAGAGCUCUCAGGUCAGCCAGCGGGGCCCCAGGAGGCACGUAUGGUGCAGUCCCUCAAGGUGGUAGGGGACACGUACCACAGCGUGUCUUUGGUGUGGAGGGCUCCUGAGGCUGGGAACACCACUGCCUUCAACGUCCUCUAUGCAGUCUUUGGGCAGCAUGAGAUGCUGCGGGUGGCCGUGCAGCCUGGCAAGACCAGCGUCACCAUUGAUGGGCUGGCACCCCAGCUCAAGUAUGUGGCAUGCGUGUGCACUCGAGACCUGGCUCCCCGCAAGGAGCAGUGCAUCAUCUUCUCCACAGACGAGGUGGUGGACGCCCAGAGCACACAACGGCUCAUCAACGUGGUGGUCGGCAGUGUAGCUGCCAUCAUUGGACUGCCCCUCACGCUGUUCGUCUGCUGUGGAGCCCUCGGCAGGCACCACCGGAAAUGUCGUGCCCAGGCUCCAGCUGAGGCCACCGGUGCCUACGUCAACCUGGAGAGGCUGGGCCACAGAGAGGGUGGCUCCGAGGGGCUGUGUGGACACAGCCUGGGCGAGGCAGACAGGCUGCUAUCAUCCGGGUCUAGUCUAGACUCUCAGGCCAUGGGUGCCAGGCGCGCCCAUGAACACUGUUGCUGA
Molecule: messenger RNA, 1863 nt
Organism: Chrysochloris asiatica (Cape golden mole)
Lineage: Eukaryota; Metazoa; Chordata; Mammalia; Afrosoricida; Chrysochloridae
Gene: LRIT1
Product: leucine-rich repeat, immunoglobulin-like and transmembrane domains 1
Exons: 4
Coding region: 1-1863 (620 amino acids)
Cellular component (GO): endoplasmic reticulum membrane
Molecular function (GO): protein binding
Source: RefSeq, a predicted model, not a curated record